Molecule: messenger RNA, 1692 nt
Organism: Ziziphus jujuba (common jujube)
Lineage: Eukaryota; Viridiplantae; Streptophyta; Magnoliopsida; Rosales; Rhamnaceae
Product: pentatricopeptide repeat-containing protein At4g38150
Exons: 2
Coding region: 151-1155 (334 amino acids)
Molecular function (GO): protein binding
Source: RefSeq, a predicted model, not a curated record
UUGUCAUUUGUCAAAAGGACCUGCAUACCCUUUUCUUUAAAGAUCGCCGCUGAUAGUGUCCCAUUGUUGUUCGAAGCCUAAAACCCUAACAUUCCCUAAAACCUCAAUUCCUAACACAAACCCAGUUGGGAAUCGAUAUCUUCUUCCGUAAUGCCAUCAUUCCAAACUCGUAUUUCUAAACUCAUUUUCAACGGAAUUUCGAACCCGCUUUCGUAUUCUUCUCAAUCCUCCAUUCAUACGACAAUCAAAGCACCGUCGUUCAACUUGUUGAAGGAGCUACGCCGAUUCAGCUCCGCCAAUGAUGGCGAAGGCGGUGAAAUGAAGAACCAGAAUAGCCCACAGCAGCCUUUGGAGCCCGUACCACAUAGACCCUUAAGAGGUGGAAAGCCGUUCGACCAUCACCGUACUCGUACUCCUCAAUUUCCAGAGAAAAAUUCGGCAGCCAGAGAGAAGAUCAGAGACGACCCAUCAGAUGCAAACAGUUUCCUUGAGAAGUUCAAGCUCGGUGCUGAUAAAUUCAGCGACAACAAGAGAGAAAACCCAGAUCAACAAGUCUCCGAGCCACCUCCGCCUCAGCUACAACAGCCUCCAGAGGAUGCGGAUGAGAUAUUCAAGAAGAUGAAGAAGACGGGUUUAAUUCCCAAUGCUGUGGCGAUGCUUGAUGGGCUUUGCAAAGAUGGGCUUGUUCAGGAAGCGAUGAAGCUUUUCGGUUUGAUGCGGGAAAAGGGUACUAUUCCUGAAGUUGUUAUAUAUACUGCUGUUGUGGAAGGGUUUUGCAAAGCCCAGAAGCUUGAUAAUGCCAAAAGGAUUUUCAGGAAGAUGAAGAACAAUGGGAUUAAUCCAAAUGCCUUCAGUUACUCUGUUCUGAUUCAAGGUUUAUAUAGUUGCAAAAACUUAGAGGAUGCUGUGGAAUUUUGUAUGGAAAUGUUGGAAGACGGGCAUUCGCCGAAUGUGUCAACUUUUGUGGGUUUGAUUGAUGGGUUGUGUAGAGAAAAGGGUGUGGAAGAAGCUCAAAAUGUAAUUGGGAAGUUGAUGCAGAAGGGUUUUGUUUUGAAUGAUAAGGCUGUUAAAGAUUUUCUGAACAAGAAAGUCGCUGUUUCGCCGUUGGUUUGGGAAGCUAUCUUUGGGAAGAAAACCUCACAGAAACUGUUUUGAGGUGUCUCCUUCAUGAAAAGUUUGAUAAAUACAAGAGACCCAAGAUGGAAUGGGUUGAGGAUCUAAUUGAUUUUAUAAAGCAGGAAUGGGAAUAAUCGGGUUUUACGAGAAUUAUUUCCCCCAAACAUUGUCAAUACAAUUUUUUAGACUCCGGUUAGUGUAGUUCAGCCAAAGAUCGUUUGGUUUGGCCAUGGAAUCGAGAUGGCAAGUUUACUAUGAGGUCUUGUUAUCACAAGUUAAUGGAGCUCAAGAAUGUUGUGGCUGCUGGAGUUAUAGAUGAUCCAGGUAAGUCUAAAUUGAUUUGGAACACAUUGUGGAGGUUGAAUACUCAUCAGAAAGUUCGCAACUUCAUAUGGAGUGUAGUAAAUGAAGCAUUGCCUGUUAAAUCUAUGCUUAAGGCUAGAAAUAUAACGGUGGAUGAUGCUUGUGUAAAGCUGCUUAGGAAACAGUUUUCCACCUUCUGUGGCAGUGUAGUUGGACUAAAGCUAUUUGGUUUGGGAGUAGUUUGAAUUGGAGUUUUGAUGGUUAUGAUGGUAA